UGAAAAUAUUACUGUAGAUCGGCAACUGGCGAAAUGAAUGCAUUAAGAAAGCAUGCGUCGAAUCUCGGAGAACAGAUCGCGGUCUCAUAUCCUCAACCGUUUGAUGGAUUUGUAUUGCAAAUCGUCCAAUCUUGUAUACGCACGUCAACUGUUCGAUGAAAUUGCAGAACCAUAUAUUAUUGCCAAAACAACCUUUAUUAGUGCAUAUUCCGCUUCUGGAAAUCUAAAGUUGGCAAGAGAAAUAUUUAAUAGCACUCCUUUGAAUACUCGAGAUACAGUUUGCUACAAUGCCAUGAUAACAGGCUGUGCUCAUAAUGACGAUGGUAACGCUGCUAUCGAGCUCUUUCGUGACAUGAAAAAGAAACAAUUUUCAGUCAGAUAA
Messenger RNA from Lactuca virosa, 382 nucleotides. Lineage: Eukaryota; Viridiplantae; Streptophyta; Magnoliopsida; Asterales; Asteraceae. The record is from the annotation of a GenBank genome assembly.